This is a messenger RNA of Cuscuta campestris, 3632 nucleotides long. The record is from the annotation of a GenBank genome assembly. Lineage: Eukaryota; Viridiplantae; Streptophyta; Magnoliopsida; Solanales; Convolvulaceae.
CACGAACAUUAUUUAUGGACGGACUAAAAAGGAAAGUAAGAACAUUAAAAAUGGACGGAGGAAGUAAUAGCCUGAAAGUCCUCCAUCCAGCUCCUCUGUAGAAAAUUCCCAAAGUACUCCGUUUGAGAUUGUGGCAGUCUUCUCUCUAGAAAAUUUCAGGCAGAGCCUGUGAAACAGUGCUUAAUAAGUUCAUAUUCAACUCAUAAAGAGAGGCACUGCAGGUCUGCAAUAAUUUUCUCUUUCUAUGAAAUUUCCUAUUUUGGUGUCAAUUCGAGACGCUUCCUUACAUGGGAGAGAUACAGUAAUUUGUAGGCAUAUACAGUAUACAAACACCCAUAAACCCAACACCUUUCUCGGUCUUAUUUUAAAAUUGUACACUUUGGAGCUGGAUCAAAGUCAAUUUCGAUCACAAUUUUGUUCUGCGAAUUUUAGCGGAAGAGGGAUAGCUUAGAUUUGGGUUCUUACCUAUAUAUACUGUCUACGAACACACAUGGUUUUCAAGAUUUUCGGCUGAGUUUUGGUGAGGGGAUAACCUGUGUAUUUGCGUACACACUCAGAUCAUAUCAUUACGUUUAUGGUCUAGGAAGGUGCACUUAUAGUUUGGGAGUAAAAAUGGUUAGUGGAAAGUUGUUUCACUGUAGAAGGAACUCAUGGCCUCCUGAAGAAUACAUCAAUCGUACAACUUUACAACUUUUUGAUUCAGACAGUGCUUCUCCACCAUCUCAAGCCUGGAGAAGGAAAUUAAACACUCAUGCCAGCAUUCUUAAAGAAUUUAGUGUUACAUUUACAGAAGCAAUAAAAGUGAUUCGUCUUGGCAUACGUUUGUGGUCAUAUGUAAGAGAAGAGGCCUCCCAUGGAAGGAAAGCACCAAUUGAUCCUUUUACUCGAGAACGUUGCCGGCCAUCAGCUUCCCAGGGUGUUCCACUUGGAGGCAUGGGGAGUGGAAGCAUAUCGAGAGGUUUUAGAGGCGAGUUUAGGCAUUUUCAAAUUCUUCCCGCAACAUGUGAGACUUCUCCGGUCAUGGCCAAUCAAUUUUCAAUUUUCAUAUCUCGAGAUGGAGGAAACAAGAAGUAUGCAUCAGUUCUAUCACCAGGCCGCCAUGAAGGAUUAGGGAAGCAUAAUGAUCAUGGCAUCUCUUCAUGGGGCUGGAACCUGAGUGGCCAGCACUCCACUUAUCAUGCAUUGUUUCCUAGGACUUGGACCAUCUACGAUGGUGAACCCGAUCCUGAACUUAAAGUGUCUUGUCGGCAGAUUUCCCCGUUUAUUCCGCAUAAUUACAGAGAAAGCAGUCUUCCUACAUCUGUUUUCGUAUAUACCUUGGUGAAUACAGGGAAGGAAAGGGCUAAAGUCAGCCUCCUUUUUACAUGGGCAAACUCAAUUGGUGGUGCGUCACACCUGUCAGGAGAUCACAUUAAUGAACCAUUUUUAGGUGAAGAUGGAGUCUCUGGUGUACUUCUACAUCACAAGACCGCGAAAGACAAUCCUCCUGUCACAUUUGCAAUUGCUGCAUGUGAGACUCAAAAUGUGAGCAUCUCGGUGCUACCAUGUUUUGGUUUAACUGAAGGAAGUUGCAUUACAGCUAAAGAUAUGUGGGGCAAAAUGGAACAGGAUGGGCAUUUUGAUCGAGAGAACUUCAACAAGGGCCUAAGUAUGCCAUCGUCACCUGGCGAGACUCAUUGUGCAGCAGUUUCUGCUUCUACCUGGGUUGAACCCCACGGGAAAUGCACUGUUGCAUUUGCUUUAGCAUGGUCAUCUCCUCAAGUAAAAUUCAUGAAGGGAAAAUCGUAUUUUAGGAGGUAUACGAAGUACUAUGGCACCUCUGAGAAGGCUGCUAAAGAUAUAGUGCAUGAUGCAUUGACAAAUUAUAAACUGUGGGAAGAAGAAAUUGAGAAAUGGCAGCAUCCUAUACUUAAUGAUGAAAAACUCCCAGAAUGGUACAAGUUUACACUUUUUAAUGAACUAUACUUUUUGGUUGCUGGUGGGACUGUAUGGAUUGAUGCACAAUGUAGUCAAUAUAUGCAAGGACCUGCGGAGAGCAACAAAUGCAAUAUAACUACUGAAACAGAAGAGGUGGCUCAUGCCCACCUUAAAAAGACUGGUGGUAAUGGGUCCAAAGGUUGUAGCCAAAUUGCCAAUUCCUCUAGUACUUGGCUGGGGCCUGUGAAUGAUGAUGAGGAUGUUGGUAGGUUUCUAUAUUUGGAAGGAAUAGAAUAUAUUAUGUGGUGCACUUAUGAUGUUCAUUUCUAUGCAUCAUUUGCUCUUCUGGCUCUAUUUCCCAAAAUUGAGCUCAGUAUACAGCGUGAUUUUGCGAGAGCUGUCCUAUAUGAAGACGGAAGAAAGGUUCGGUUCCUAACAGAGGGAAAUUGUGGCAUUCGAAAGGUCAAAGGCGCUGUACCCCAUGAUCUUGGAACUCAUGACCCAUGGUUUGAAAUGAAUGCAUAUAACAUACAUGAUACGAGUCAAUGGAAGGAUCUGAAUCCGAAGUUUGUGCUUCAGGUGUAUAGAGACUUUGCUGCAACAGGAGACUAUUCUUUUGCGACUGAUAUCUGGCCUUCUGUUUGUGCUGCAAUUGAAUAUAUGUACCAGUUUGAUCGAGACAACGACGGCCUUAUAGAAAAUGAUGGAUUUCCAGAUCAAACCUAUGAUGCUUGGACGGUUCAUGGAAUAAGUGCUUACUGUGGUUGCUUAUGGCUUGCUGCACUUCAUGCUGCUGCAUCAAUGGCCUUGCAACUUGGCGACAUUGCUUUUGCAGAGGUAUGCAAAGGGAAAUUGGUGAAAGCCAAGUCAGUCUUCGAAAGAAAGCUGUGGAAUGGCUCUUACUUUAACUAUGACAGUGGGUCAAGCAGUAACAGUAAAUCAAUCCAAGCCGAUCAACUAGCAGGACAGUGGUACAUCGCAUCUUCAGGUUUACCUGAUCUUUUUGACAAUGUAAAAAUCCAAAGCACCCUUCAAAAAAUAUAUGAUUUCAAUGUCAUGAAAGUUCAAAAUGGGAGGAUGGGUGCAGUGAAUGGAAUGCACCCUAAUGGGAAGGUGGAUGAGACUUGCAUGCAAUCCCGUGAAAUUUGGUCUGGGGUCACCUAUAGUGUUGCUGCCACCAUGAUUCUUGCUGGGAUGGAGGAGCAGGCGUUUGCAACUGCUGAAGGGAUAUUUAUUGCAGGCUGGUCUGAAGAGGGCUUUGGAUACUCGUUUCAAACUCCAGAAGCAUGGACUAUGGAUGGCCACUUUCGGUCUUUGACGUAUAUGAGGCCGCUUUCUAUUUGGGGAAUGCAGUGGGCACUAUCAAUGCCCCAAGCUGCUAUGGAAGCAGCUAGGAUCAAUGUAAUGGACAGAAUACAGACACCGCCUCACAGUCCAAAACCUUCUCAUGAUUCUGGUGUUAGAAAAAGAGCAACCAAAGCAAAGUGCUUCGGGAAAUCUGUGUUCCAUUGUGCUUGCUGAAUGUUGAGUCUUGGAUUUUAGGUUAAAAUCCAUGUACCGCUUGGGUGUCCUCCUAAUUUGCAGUGAACUCCACUUCUUUCCCAAGUCAUUUCGAAGUUAAGUUCCCCUCCCCCCGCCCCCCUUUUUUCCUCAAAAAUUGUACUAAGUUAAUAUAAACAAUAUGAAUUAAUCAUGAAUAAUUCUAAGUUAUGAUG